UGGUGCUGAGACAUAAUUUAUGAAAACUUACGAGCGUCGUAUAGCUUGUCUAGCUGACAGCGAAUAGGACGGACCAGCCAAACUUGGGGAGAAGCAUACCUAACCAAGGCGCAAAGAAACAAGGAACACUCUUCGAAUUUCAUAAAGAUCCAGACUAUUUAUUUGGUGACUGUCAAGAUGCCUGUUAUUAGAACUCUCAGCAAGGUGGCUAAGCAGGCCCUCCUGAACCCAGGAUGUGGCUGUCAGCCAAUCACAGUGGCCGUACGGACCAUCAGCUUCUCACCUCGCCAGGUCACCUCAGACGCCAGCUUCCACUCCGUGUCCUUCUCCGAGACGGACCACCCCAAGGUUCUCAUCACAGGUGGCCUUGGACAGUUGGGGGUAGGGCUGGCUAAAAGGUUGAGGAAGCGGUUUGGAAACAAGAAUGUAAUCCUGUCAGAUAUCAGGAAGCCUCCAAGCCACGUUUUCUACAGCGGCCCCUUCAUCUACUCUGACAUCCUGGACUAUAAGAACCUGCGUGAGAUUGUGGUGAACAACCGCAUCACGUGGUUGGUCCAUUACAGUGCCCUGCUCAGCGCCGUGGGAGAGGCCAACGUAUCUCUGGCUCGCGACGUCAACAUCACUGGGCUCCACAACAUCCUGGACAUUGCAGCGGAGCACGGCCUGCGUCUGUUCGUCCCCAGCACCAUCGGAGCCUUUGGGCCCACCUCACCCCGGAACCCGACCCCUGACCUCUGUGUCCAGAGACCCAGGACCAUCUAUGGAGUGUCCAAGGUUCACGCAGAGCUCAUGGGAGAGUACUACCACCACCGCUACGGCCUUGACUUCCGCUGUCUGCGCUACCCAGGAAUAAUAUCUGCUGACUCACAGCCUGGAGGAGGAACGACAGACUACGCGGUAGCCAUAUUCCAUGAUGCCGUCAAAACGGGGAAGUUUGAGUGCAACCUGAAGCCAAACACGCGGCUGCCCAUGAUGUACAUCGACGACUGUCUGCGUGCCACCGUGGAGAUGAUGGAAGCGCCCGCAGACACCCUCUCCAUGAGGACCUAUAACAUCAACGCCAUGAGCUUUACCCCUGAAGAGCUGGCUCAGGAGGUCCAGAAGCAGCUGCCGGACCUGGAGGUCACCUACGACAUCGACCAAGUCAGACAGGCCAUCGCUGACAGCUGGCCAAUGAACUUUGACGACUCUAACGCGCGGAACGACUGGGGCUGGAAACACGACUACGACCUCCCGGAGCUCGUCCAGACCAUGCUCAACUACAUCGGCUCAGACUCGCGCAUCGCACAGACCAACUGAGGGGCCAGCGGCGUCAUGCUGGAUCAGUGUUGUUUCUUUGUACAUACUGUAAAAAAAAACAUUGUUAUAGAGGAGGGAGACAUGUGGUCUAUGAAGACUUGUUAGAGAGGAGGGAGACAUGUGGUCUAUGAAGACUUGUUAGAGAGGAGGGAGACAUGUGGUCUAUGAAGACUUGUUAGAGAGGAGGGAGACAUGUGGUCUAUGAAGACUUGUUAGAGAGGAGGGAGACAUGUGGUCUAUGAAGACUUGUUAGAGAGGAGGGAGACAUGUGGUCUAUGAAGACUUGUUAGAGAGGAGGGAGACAUGUGGUCUAUGAAGACUUGUUAGAGAGGAGGGAGACAUGUGGUCUAUGAAGACUUGUUAGAGAGGAGGGAGAAACGUGGUCUGGAAAAUAGUCAACGUUUUCUCUCUCUCCUCUCUCUGUCUUUCUCUGUCUUUCUCUGUCUUUCUCUGUCUGUUUCCGUCUGUCUCAGUCUAUGUGGCAGAACCAGCUACUACAAUGUAAAGGUUGGUCGCUCGAGAAAUAGACGUUUGACUCUCCCCUUCUGGGAGGUUAGAACACACAGGGUCUGCGAGAACAUGUUUAGAUGAAACAUCUCAGAGAGGUUGACUUGCGCACGGCUAUGAAUUGUUCACUCUAUUGUACCAUUGUGACAUUUUCAAGGCAAACAAUCGGUCAAUCUUAAGUGCUUGAACCCUUCUCCUCUCUGUGGUGAGCUAUGUAAGGCUAUUGUAAAGGGGUUAACGAUUGUAUAAAUGUUUUUGAUAAGAGCUGAGAAUUCAGGUAUCAGAGGGCCUAAAUGUAUGGCCAUAAUCACAUUAAGUUGAAGUUUUACUAGCAUAUAAGCAUUGUAAUUUGAUGCAGUUUAGAGUAAAGAGAUUGAAACCCUUUAAAAAAAUGUUUUAUUUUGUAUCAUUGAACAGUUUUAAUAUAUAACCAGUUUUAAUAUCGACGUGUGGAAACACACAUCGAGUACCAGCUCACAUUUUUCUAUUAUUUUAUGUUAUUUCAGCUGGGGUUUUUUUUUUUCUCCCACUGAUUUCAUUCUUGUAUGUAUUCUGUCUGCUGGUGAUAACUGACUGGGAAUGAUGUUGACUGGGAAUGAUGUUGACUGGGAAUGAUGUCGACUGGGAAUGAUGUCGACUGGGAAUGAUGUUGAAUCAAUGUGCUCCUUGCACUGCUUGUAUGUAAAGUGUGAAUAUUCCACAAAUGACUCUCAAACGACUCCCUAGAUAGUGUCCACCAUAUUCCUUAAAUAUUCCCUAUACACUAUAAAAGGGAUUUCCCAUUUGGGAUGUGUCCUAUUUGACUGUUUCCGUUAGUUCGUAAGUGACCUGUCAGGGAUGUCCGUUUUCACUCCGUCUGUUCGUCAAAAGGGGUCCAUGUGGAUGUUAUUAAAAAAGGCAAAUGGUUUUGUGGUGGUUGUAUGUUUUUCUUGUCGGAUGCUUUUCGUUGUAAAUUAAUUCAAUGCUUUCUGUGUGUAAGUCUGGAAACAAACGUCUUUCAAUCACAAGUCUGCUUUGUCAUUACAGUAUCUCUUUGCUGUAUCCUCUUAAUAUGACGUGUAUUUGUCAGGGACCGUGUUCAACAUGCCAUUGCACCAUCUUUAUAUAGAUUUAUAUAGUUCAUUUUCAUCUGUAGUCCAGAAAACAGUCAACAUUAAAAGAGCAAUACAACCCUA
Messenger RNA from Oncorhynchus keta (chum salmon), 2981 nucleotides. RefSeq names its product L-threonine 3-dehydrogenase, mitochondrial. The record is from RefSeq and is a predicted model, not a curated record. Lineage: Eukaryota; Metazoa; Chordata; Actinopteri; Salmoniformes; Salmonidae. The transcript has 9 exons. The coding region runs from base 178 to 1299 and encodes 373 amino acids. Gene Ontology annotation, biological process: L-threonine catabolic process. Gene Ontology annotation, molecular function: L-threonine 3-dehydrogenase activity.